Molecule: messenger RNA, 3544 nt
Organism: Verticillium dahliae VdLs.17
Lineage: Eukaryota; Fungi; Ascomycota; Sordariomycetes; Glomerellales; Plectosphaerellaceae
Product: myotubularin
Exons: 2
Coding region: 396-2729 (777 amino acids)
Biological process (GO): dephosphorylation
Molecular function (GO): phosphatase activity
Source: RefSeq, a predicted model, not a curated record
AAACCUGUGACGCAAGGCCAGCUUCAAUCAUCACCACGACAGCUGCGAGCAAUUUGGAGCUUCACAUGCCAUGACAACCUGCUCGCCGCGUGUUUGUCCUACUGCACACAAUAAAUAACAACAGAUCCCCUUCUGGAUUCUUAUCUGCCUGCUUCAGGGGCAUCUAUCACUCUGCGCUACCUCAUUUACCUCCGUCUCCGACAGACGUAGCUCCGCAUCUUCCGAGUACACGUACCUUACUCCCCCGUCUACCAUGCGCCUGGGGCAGUCUCGGAUUCACCGACGCCAACUCUCGAAUCUUUUCUGGGAACACUUGUUCUGAAGCAUUCCUCUUUACAUAAUACGACGCGGAGGACCUGUUACACAACUUGCUUUGUGGAGUUGCAAAAGACGAAAUGGAGGCGAGGAAGGUGAUCCCCGAGGUGCAGUGCAUCAACGGCGGUCUCACGACAACGGGCACCCUCAGACUGACUGACUUUCAUCUUGUCUUCUGCGCUCCUGUCCCGGAACCCAAGGAUACACCCGACUCGACGACCACUACUAGCGCCCCAAAGACUCGUGAAUCAUGGAUCAGCUUCACAAUGAUAUCGCAGUUCACCCUGCGUCCAACACCACCAACAUCCGGCAUUCCAAGUUCUAUUCGCCUCAAAGGACGUGAUUUCAUUUACGUCGCCUUCAAUUUCAUGGACGACAAGAUCGCGCGCGAAGUCUUCGAUUUCGUCAAGGUCAGGACCUGCAAGUUGGGAACUGUCCAAAAGCUCUACGCGUUUAGCCACAAACCUUCCAAACAUGAGCAGUCCGUCAAUGGGUGGGAAAUGUACGAUGCCAAAGCAGAGUUUCGAAGGCAGGGCAUUAGUGAAAAGUCGACAGACAAGGGUUGGCGCAUUACCUGGAUCAACAAAGACUAUAGUUUUUGCGACACCUACCCCGCCAUGCUGGUUGUUCCCUCUUCUAUAUCUGACAAUGUCCUCAAAUACGCAAAGGACUAUCGCUCUAGGUGCCGCAUCCCGGCGCUUUCCUAUAUUCACCCUGUCAACAACUGCACAAUUACACGCAGUUCUCAACCACUAUCUGGUAUCACUCGAAAGAACAACAUCCAGGACGAAAAACUCGUUGCAGCCUGUUUUUCAGCUUCACCACCUUACAAUGAAGGGGACCUUCCUCCCCCGCCAAGUCAAAUAGAUGCCAUCGAGGCUCAGUUGACCGACUCGGAGCGUUUCGAAGACAGCUUCCUUGCCAACACACCGAAUAUGUACGAUGAGAAGACAGGUCAGCGCCUCAUAUACGGCGCUCAACAAAGUAAUCUCAUUGUCGAUGCACGGCCAACCGUCAACGCCAUGGUCAAUCAGGUCCAAGGCAUGGGAUCGGAGCCGAUGGAUCGCUACCCAGGAUCACGGAAGGUUUUCCUUAGCAUCGAAAACAUCCACAUCAUGCGUAAUUCUCUUAACAAGGUCGUCGAAGCCAUCAAGGAUGCUGACAUUUCACCACUUCCUCCGAAUCGUGAACUGCUGGCGAACAGUGGCUGGCUUAAGCACACCAGGGCCGUUCUCCAGGGUGCGAGCCUCAUCACGAGACAGAUUGGAAUUUUCCAUUCCCACGUUCUAAUCCACUGCUCCGACGGGUGGGAUCGGACAAGCCAGCUCAGCGCGCUUAGCCAGCUGAUGCUUGACCCUUAUUACCGUUCCAUCGAGGGCUUUAUCGUUCUCAUCGAGAAGGACUGGCUCUCCUUCGGCCACAUGUUCCGCUUGCGAUCAGGACAUCUCAAUCAUGAAAGCAACUUCCAAAUUCAAAGAGACGCCAUGGCAGGCGCUACGGUUCAGCCUGGCGAGAAUGACGGCAGGGGUGAUGCUUUCCAGAGCGCAAUUGCUAGCGCGCGCCGCUUUUUCAACCAGAACAAGGAUGAUGCAGCCGAGCUCGACACGGCGCUUGAAGGUUCUACUGGCACUGUCGCAAAUGGCGAGGCGACUGAUCCUAAGAUGAUCAGUCCCGUUUUCCACCAGUUCCUUGACUGUGUCUACCAGCUGCUGCGCCAAAACCCCGACCGUUUCGAAUUCAACGAGCGGUUCCUUCGCCGUUUGCUGUACCAUCUCUACUCGUGCCAGUACGGCACCUUUCUGUACAACUCGGAGAAGCAGCGCCAUGAUGUUGACUUGUCACACAAGACUUCGUCGGUUUGGGGUUAUUUUCUCUCGAGGAAAGCUGAGUUCACCAACAAAGCCUACAACCCCACUGUGGAUGAUCAUACCAAGGGCCUUGAGCGCAUCAUUUUGCCCGUCCUGGACAACAUCCGCUGGUGGCACCAGUCGUUCAACCGGACCGACGAGGAGAUGAAUGGCGACCUGAAUGCUGCCGCUGCUGCUCAGCAGUCAAAGGCUUCAGCAAUGGCCAACUUUCAGCCAUCGACCGAGAUGUCUUACGCUCAGAGCCAACCAAGUACGCCUCCUAAAAGUGAUAGCCCCAAACCUCCUGGGCUCCCCACCAGCCAGUCGGUCCUCAGCGCGGUUGAGACCGCUCAUACGACUCUGACGCCAGAGCCCCGUGCUCUGCACAGAAGUGCCUCUGCUGAGGGCGCCAACGGUAACGCGUUUUCGGCCAUUCGCAGUGGCAUCGCUGGCAACAUUGGCAGGGGCAUGAAUGCCCUAAGCAACUUGGGCAACCGCGGCACAUCACCGGGCCCAUCGACGGCGACGGCGACGCGCACCGAGCAGGAACUGCAUAGCCUGACGUAGGGCGUCAUGUUCGAGCGAAUGCACGAAGCGCCCUACGAGCUCCUCAAUCACCCGCGCGACCUUUUGGACGACAAGUGCUCGUGCACCGAGGCCACCACAGCCUCCUCCCACAUAUGGGAGUACGCACACGGCACGUCAGGGUGGGGAACGCAAGGCGAGAUCGACUUUAACAUUACCAGUCUACCCAACUCACCCGACAACUCGCGCCCCCCAUCGUCCUCGGAUGUAGAUGUUGGCGCCGGCUAUUUCAGCAGUGGUGAUGGGGUCUCCUCCCUUCAAGUCUCCAGAUUGCAGAUGGAUCAGUCAGGCAUCAGCACUUUGUCCGGUAACUUUCUCGUGUCUUCCGGGGAGGAUUUGCCAUCUCGAGACAACGGGGUGUCUCUUGAUUGAGUUGUCCGACAGUAUCAGCCUCUGUGAUGCGCAGCUGGCUGGUUUGCAGGCAAGCAUCACAAUACGUCGCCACAAGCCAGGCCUCGUCAAAAGUACUACCACGUAGGGGCAUGGCUGUUUUGUCCAACUUUUGCUUUUUGCUUCGUCUACAAUUUUUUGGGGGUCAUGCAGGGGCUGGUGGCCUAGCUCUGCGUGCCACGCAGGCCCGGAUGGUUCGGUCGUUUAUUACUAAAGACUUCAGUAGAAGCACAUGGAGAAUGGCGUUCAGGACUUAUUUUGGUAUUGCUACCAGUGGCGAGGAUUCGCGUGAAGAGGUGGUGGGUUGACAUUUGCUACGAACUGGGUUGGAUUCAGCUUCCAUAGGCGGGCGUCAUCGAUGCGCGCUUCAUUGACGCCACGCAUCACAAUGACCAUCAUGAUAAGAC